UUUAGGAGAAACUUGGGCGGUGAAAUAGUUUAGUUUGAGUUAGAAUGCUGAUUACAAUACUUAUACUGCUGGGCUUAUUGGAUUUUGGGGCAUCCCGAGACCAUAAACAGUUUGGGUAUUUUGGAAUAUUAAAUUCUAUAGGAAUAUUAGACACCCCCUGUACCUCUUCAUAUCCAGCAGAUAAAGAACCAAGGGUUGGACAAUGUCAGAAUAUCGCUGAUUGUUCUCUAAAUGGUGGCAAAGUUGGAGGAGUGUGCAGUGAAGCCCAGGGUGUCUGCUGUUUACACAUAAACAACGGCAAGUGUGGAGAACAACUCAGGGGAAAAUUCGGAUAUUUCUACAAUGCAAAAUGGCCGCAGAGAGACAACACAAGCCAUUACUGCCCGUACACCGUGAAAACCUCACCAAAUACUUGUUUCAUCAGAAUAGAUAUCUUGACACUUGAAAUGUCUGAGAAGUCCGGAUCUUGUGUUCAUGACAGGUUUACAGUGAUGGGAGGGAAGGAGCCUAGCGGUCAAAUGUGCGGACAGAGGAGUGGAGAGGUUACUUUGGUUGAAGUAGAGAGAGGGCAGGAUAUUACUCUUCUAGUUCAAACACAGGGAGGAGAAUAUAGAUAUCAGUUUGGUAUCACUCAGAUCUCCUGUAGUGAAGUAAGAACAGCUAGGAUAGAAUCUGAAGAAUCUACGUACAAUGGAACCUUCCCUUGUGGAGAAAAGAAUCCGUCCUUGAAUAAAAUAGGAAAAAUAACUCUGAGGAAAAAAAAUAAACCUGUAACGCUGGAGGAUAUAUUGAAACAAGUAACGAAGGCGCAGGAAGAAGCAAAGGAGAAAACCUCCAAGGGAUUAAAGGAUAUUUCUGGGCUUGGAGAAUUAGAAUUGGAGGCUCUCAAGAGGGAUAUCUAUAAACCUAGUUUUCCUCGGCUCACAAACCAUUCGCCAUGGCAGGAAAGAGCUAGAAUGCUAGAAGGAAAAGAUCUGGGAAGAGUAUUGUAUGGAAAUGAAACAGAUACAAAUGAGUAUCCGUGGCAGAUAUCCAUGUGGUUGGAUAGAAGUCAUUUCUGUGGAGGAUCAUUGAUUAAUGAGAACUGGGUCCUAACCGCAGCGCAUUGUGUAGAUCUACAAUACAGGAACCAUUUUCAACGAGUGACAGUCAGUCUAUCCGAUCAUAAUGUUAAAAUAUUCAAUGAAACUAAGAAUAUUUUCCGUAAACUAAAAAGGAUUGUUAGGUUUCCAACCUAUGAUGAACAUUAUCUUCAUGGAGAUUUAGCCCUCCUUCAAUUUGAGACCCCUGUUGAGUAUUCUGCUUCUCUACGACCAGUAUGCCUUCCUAAGGACGAAUAUGAUUGGGGAUACAGGACAUCUAUAAUCACUGGUUGGGGUUAUGAUGAACAAAGCAAAAAUCUGGUUCGACCUACCACUACAGAGAUAUUGAAAGAGGCUGAACAGUACAUUCUUCCCCAGGAUGUUUGUAUUAAAUAUUCACCUUUUCCAAUCACAGACAGGAUGAUUUGUACCUUCAAGGGUCCUCUAGGAAUAGAAACAACUUGCCAGGGAGACAGCGGUGGACCCCUGGUGGUGAAUAAUGGAACUAACAAGUUUGUUCUUGUUGGUGCAACUAGUUUCGGAGUUUCCACGUGUGAAGGACCAUAUCCAUCAAUGUUUGCAAGAGUUUCUUCAUUUCUGGAUUUUAUAUACGCUGCUAUGGUACCUACUCCAAUGGAAUAUUUGAUAAAUUAUGAAUCUCCUAGAAUAUAAGUUGAAAAAAAUAUAUUUUUUAAUAAAAUGAUAAAAUCCA
Eurytemora carolleeae is the source of this 1794-nucleotide messenger RNA. Its product is annotated as transmembrane protease serine 11A. The coding region runs from base 45 to 1754 and encodes 569 amino acids. Gene Ontology annotation, biological process: proteolysis. The record is from RefSeq and is a predicted model, not a curated record. Gene Ontology annotation, molecular function: serine-type endopeptidase activity. The transcript has 22 exons. Lineage: Eukaryota; Metazoa; Arthropoda; Copepoda; Calanoida; Temoridae.